AUGUCUCUCUCCGAGGAAGUAUCAGUAGAAUCGUUGUGUGAUCAUUUAACCACGACAUUGUCUCUUGAAAAUCUCCUCGAGAAGGAGAGAACAUUCAUCAACCAAUCACUUCAAGAAAAAUACGAAAACGAAAAGCACCAAUUACAGCUCAUUGAACAAGAACGUUAUGAAAAAUUCAAACAAGAACAACCACAUGAAUUCUCAAAACAUGUGGAGCUAACGUUCAUGACCACAUUGCGCACCAUCAACAAGCGAGAAAAUUUAAUGAAAGUGAUGAUGACCUCGGAGUUCAUGAUUGAAAAAGAUGAGAAUGGAGCGAUCUUAUUUGCAGAUAGAAAUCCUUUUUACUUUAACAUGAUUUUAGAGUUUUUGAGAACAGGCUCAACAACUCAUAUCGGGCUAUGGAAGGCUGAUAGUGAGGUCUCUAUGAAGCAUUUGGUACAACUGUUUGAAGAGUCCAACUACUUUGGAUGUGCAAAAUUAAGCGAAGCCAUUCAAAAUAGACUUAAAAAUUGUUCAUUAUUUAGAGAAGAUGAAGAUGAUGAUGCAUGUAUCACACACUCAUUUCUUGAAAAUCAUAUACGAGUAGAAGAGGAUGUUGAACCGGCGAAGUCUGAGAAAAUUAUUUCUUUCAACGUGCGGGGGCAAUUACUUUACCCUAUUGCCAUUGAGAAACUGGUAAAACAUUCAGAAAGCCUGUUUCCAUCUCUUCUCAAGGAAACCAAUGAAAAUACUAUUUUUCUAGAUAGAGAUCCGUUGGUGUAUCAUAUCAUCUUUGACUUUUUGGAAACAGGUCGAUUUGAUGAGAUUUGCAAGCAAGACCAACAAGUGAAAACACAAAUUAAGAAGGAAGCAAAAGAAUUGAAUCUUUUAGAAUUGUUGGAAUAUUGGAAUAUACUUCGAUAUCACAUUGAACACCUUGGAUAUAGCAAUAGAAGAAUGAAAGAAGAAGAAGAUUUAUUGAGAAGGUUGUUUGUUUCUGAUAGAGACCAUGAAAUUCUUCAAAAUCCAUAUUUGCAUUUGCUGAAUGUAUUUGACGCUAAUCAAGAAGCAUUUAUGAUGAAAAACCCUCCUAAAGGGAUUGGUUUGUUGUUUGAUUUUGAAAAUCCAAUGGAAGCAUCCAAGUUUAAAGUCUCCAAGCCCUCUAUUCCACAUCUGUGUCCUGAUUUUGAGACCUUUCAGAUUCAGUUCGACACUCUCACUUGUGGUAUUUUUGAUGGCAUGAACUGGGAGAAUGUAUUUUGUGCAGGUGGUUGUGUUUUACGGGCCAUCCUUGCAACCCCAUUUGCCAACUCUUCCAACAAUCCAAUCACUGAUUCUGACGAUGAAUUAGAUGAUGGAGAUGUAUCGGAGGCAACUAUGGACGAGCUUGAAUUCUAUUCAAAUGAUUUUAACAGAAAAAAGCAUGAUCAACACAGUGCUACCUGUUUUGAUGAAAAUUUCCAGAAAAAACUAAUAUCAUACUACAACAAACACGAACGAUGGAGUAACACGGAUAUAGAUCUCUUCUUGUAUGGACUCACAGAAUGUGAAGCAGAACAAAAACUUGUGGACAUUUACAAACACUUUAAGAAAAGGCUUCGAGCCUUUAAAAAAGCAACAAACCAACCAAAAGCUUUUACUGACAUUAUGUUAAUCAGGACAUCCCAUGCCCUUACUUUUAGAUUUUAUGAGCCCGUUAGAACAGUCCAAGUUAUUUUACGUAUCUACAAAAGUCCAUCUGAGAUUCUUAUGGGUUUCGAUAUUCCUUCUUGUUGUUUUGGUUAUGAUGGCAGUAACGUGUAUUGUCUUCCAAGAGCAAAGGAAUCAUUGGUCACAAGAACUAAUAUUGUGGAUCCAGAUAGACAAUCCACCACUUAUGAGUCAAGACUCGUAAAAUAUGCAUUGCGAGGAUUUCGGAUUGGAAUACCAAACUAUCAACCCGCUAAGGUUAAAGCGAAUAAUUUUGUCGACGACGAGUGUAGAAGGAAUGGUUUGGCAAAAAUUUUAUGGCUUCAAAACCGUUAUUCAUUCACACUAUCACACCCUGGAAUACUGACCUCAGCUUUUGACAUUUCGUCGCCUUCGCCAAAUCACGACUACUGUAUUGUGAAAAUACCAAAAGAUCUUAUUUCUCCAUACUGGUUGCACAGUCGUAUUAAGAGUCAGUACACCUAUGCUGUUGAGGAGCUCAACCAACAUCCUUUUUUUGAUUUUACUUUGAAUGACAUUAAUGGUAUUUUGAACUUAGCAUCCAACAGAAGUACAUUGAGCGCAAAGAUUGAAUGGAUCACUCUCGAGCCUACUCGUCAAUAUAUUGGCAGUUUUAAUCCAACAGACAGAAAUUUUUUCAAGGAUGCAUAUCAAACCAAACAAUUCAAAUAUAUUUGGGAGUUUAAAGAAGGAAAAAAAAUAUUCACACCAUUUAAUAUCUCAGAAAGUAUCUCUCUUGAAAGACACUACAGAUUAAAUCGAUCAUCGUUUGAAAUUGGAACCAAUAAUCGUGUAGACUUUGAGGACAUGGUCCAAAUUAUCAAUGAAGAUACUCCUGACGAAAUUAGAAGAAAAGUGAGAAGGAAAAAAAAAGUAUGCUCCCCACUCCAAAAAGGUGAAGAUUAA
Molecule: messenger RNA, 2598 nt
Organism: Naegleria lovaniensis
Lineage: Eukaryota; Heterolobosea; Eutetramitea; Acrasida; Naegleriidae
Exons: 4
Coding region: 1-2598 (865 amino acids)
Biological process (GO): protein homooligomerization
Source: RefSeq, a predicted model, not a curated record